ACUGGCACAUACCCCAACGUUGAUAGAUACUAUAAACGUUGACCUACCAACACUGGAGGAUCGGUAGAAUGACAAAAUGAUGAUAAUUAUCCGACACUCUUAUCGUACUUAUCCAAUCCAAUCUAUUGUCCGGCCGAUUGCCGUUGGCAUGGCAGGCCGUGCCGCGGCACGGUGGUCGGCCCAGCUGCUCGCCGUACUGCUCUUGACAGUGGCGGCUCCAUCGGCUCAGGCUGGCUUCUUCGACAGCCUCUGCGAGCUGCUUGGCGACCCGGAGCUGUGUCGCAGCCAUGGCAUGGCCAGGAACCCCACCAGUUGGGAGGCCGCGACCAGGACGCGGGGGCCGUUUCAGCCCAUUGCGGACACGUCCGGCCCACCCUGGGCUGCUAAUGACAUGCCAUGGAUGCCCGGCAGGGUAGUCAUCAAAGGCAAGCCCACUGCACGAGUGAAGGUGGAUGCUGGAGCCAACUACUCGCUGCCCUCUGCAGAGACUAGGCAGUCAUUGGAAUUUGACUUCGACAACGUCACCUACUCCGUGGACGAUCCGAUGCUGCCUUGGAAGAUCAUCGAAUACUUUGCAAACCUACAGGUAGAAGUGUCCUACGUGGAGAACGUCGAGAAGCGCAAGGCCUACUCGGGCUACCUGUUCCGCAAGAUGAACGUCUACCUCUACGAGGUUGCCGGCGAGGACGUCACCGUCAAGGUGGCGCAGCAAGGCUACUUUGCUCCCGAGUUCUUCGUAGGGCUCGUUAACAAGCUCUCCAUGAUCCUGGUGUUCGUCAUGGCAGCCAUGCUCGCCUGGUUCGUCGGGUUCCUCGUCUACUGGUACCGCAGUGGCGGCAGCGCCCAGCGCGACCCAGCCGUCAGCGACGACGACAGCUACCUUAGCGACCCCAUCGCCGUACUGCCCGCAGAGUUUCGGUGCGGUCGCAUCGCGAGAAACACGGCAGGACGCGGCGGAGUGCGGUCGCGUUCCUGCGACGACGACCUUUAAUACCGAACGAUCACAGCAUUCGAUUGACAUCUUGGGAAAGACAACAACGUGCGGUACAAAAACACAGGACGCGCGGCAGAAGCGGCUCGUAGGUGGCACUGACUUUCAGCUACCCAAAAUUUUCGAUGUCUUCACUGUAAAUGUGUAAAAAAUAAAAUUAACUUAACGAAGCCCGGAUGGAUAGUACGUAUACAGAACGUUCACUUUUCUAUAUC
Messenger RNA from Dermacentor andersoni, 1206 nucleotides. RefSeq lists its product as uncharacterized. The record is from RefSeq and is a predicted model, not a curated record. Lineage: Eukaryota; Metazoa; Arthropoda; Arachnida; Ixodida; Ixodidae.